Messenger RNA from Syzygium oleosum, 3630 nucleotides. RefSeq names its product pentatricopeptide repeat-containing protein At5g16640, mitochondrial-like. NCBI's taxonomy places the organism in Eukaryota, Viridiplantae, Streptophyta, Magnoliopsida, Myrtales, Myrtaceae. Bases 222 to 2657 code for a protein of 811 amino acids. Gene Ontology annotation, molecular function: protein binding. The transcript has 3 exons. The record is from RefSeq and is a predicted model, not a curated record.
CGACCGGUGCCGGUUUUCAUGGUCGGGGAAAGAUCCGUGCUUUUGGACACAGGGGCAUAGAAACACACCGUCGACUCGUCUGUCGAUCCCGGUUCCAUGGUAGCCCGCCGGCGAAAGGACUCUCCGGAGCAGUUCGUCUGAUGGGAUUCCAGCGAAUGAAGUCCGCCUUCGUUAGCAUCGACAUGUUCCAGUGUAGCGCUUCGUGUGGAUAGGUUCAAAGAAUGCUGCCCAGGAAUCAUCACCGCUUGGCGGGUCUCUCUCGGUUGCGCAGUGGCAUUGCACGCCAUGAUCGUUUGUGGGUACUACGCCCAUUGGCCUGUGCAUCGACCUCGUCCGAAACUCCUGCUUCUCCUCGCGUUCCCGGUCGGGAUUCCGCUGUCCGGCCUCGGGGAAAGGAUGGUUUUGAUGGGUUCGAUUCGUUUGAAAGGAUGAUGGGUCGCGGCGGCGUCGGUGAUGAAGCGUUUGCACGCACGCCAGGUGACUGUGGAUAUGACACUAAGCCUGACUUCGGAAAUUUUCAGGUGGGCGAAGAGUCGAGCGGUGACGAAGCAGAGGAAAGUGUUGGCUCGGAAGAGGAGGAUUGUUUUCCGGUGGUGAAACCGCUCAAUUUGAAGAAUGGACGGAGUGAUUUCAUUCGAAGUAUUGAAGAAUGUGGAGAUGAAUUGAGACACCCUUUGGUGAGGGAAGUUUGUAGGCUAGUUCAGCUUCAGUCAGUUUGGAACCCGGACCUUGAAGGUGAGCUGAGGCAUCUAUUGAGGAGCCUCAAGCCGAGGCAAGUGUGCGCCGUGCUUCGCGCGCAGGAGGAUGAACGGGUUGCCUUGAAGUUCUUCUACUGGGCCGAUCGACAGUGGCGGUACCGGCAUGAUCCUAUCGUGUAUUAUACGAUGUUGGGGAUCUUGAGCAAGACCAAAUUGUGCCAAGGCGCUAGGAGAAUUAUCCGGCUCAUGCGCCGAAGGCGCAUCGUGCGUGAGCCUGAAGCUUUUGGAUAUCUCAUGCUGUCCUACAGUAGGGCAGGCCAGUUAAGGCGCGCCUUGCAGGUUCUGACGUUGAUGCAGAAGGCAGGUGUUGAACCUAAUUUAUCAAUAUGCAACGUGGCAAUGAAUGUCCUCACAAGGGCUAACAGGCUUGAAAAGGCAUUUAAGUUCAUGGAGAGAAUGCAACUUGUUGGAAUUACGCCAAAUGUGGUUACUUAUAAUUGUUUAAUCAUGGGUUACUGUGAUUUGCAUCGUGUCGACGAUGCCAUUGAGCUGCUUGAUGGAAUGCCUGCGAAGGGUUGUCCUCCAGAUAAGGUCAGUUACUAUACUGUCAUGGAUUUUCUAUGUAAAGAAAAAAGGGUUGAAGAAGUGAGGGAGAUGUUGCAGAAAAUGGUAAGGGACAGCAAUUUAUUACCGGACCAGGUUACUUAUGAUCAUCUAGUCCAUGUGCUUGCCAAGCAUGGUCAUGGAGACGAGGCUCUUGAAUUUGUGAGGGAAGCAGAACAGAGAGGCUUUCAGAUUGAUAAAGUAGGGCAUAGUGCCAUAGUCGAUUCAUUCUGUAAAGAGGGGAACCUAGAUAAGGCAAAGGAAAUAGUGAAUGAGAUGUUAUUGAAGGGUUGCUUGCCAGAUGUGGUGACAUAUACCUCUGUUAUUGAUGGGUUUUGUCGAGUAGGUAAAGUAGAUCAAGCUAGAAAGCUGCUGAAGCAGAUGGAAAAGCAUGGCUGCAAGCCAAACACUGUAUCUUAUACAGCCUUGUUAACUGGGCUCUGUCGAAGUGGUAAGUCUUCAGAAGCUAGAGAAAUGAUGGACACGAGCGAAGAGAACUGGUGGAGUCCUAAUGCCAUUACUUACAGUGUGGUGAUGCACGGGCUGCGCAGGGAGGGAAAGUUGUCAGAGGCCAGUGAGGUAGCUCGAGAGAUGGUGAAGAAGGGAUUCUUUCCCACUCCUGUUGAAAUUAACUUACUUCUUCAGUCUCUCUGCGAGAAGGGAAAAGUGGACGAGGCUAAAAGGUUCAUGGAAGAAUGUUCAAAGAAAGGGUGUGCUGUUAAUGUUGUGAACUUUACCACCGUAAUUCAUGGGUACUGUCAGACAGAUAAUUUGGAUGCGGCUCUAUCUUUGCUCGAUGACAUGUACCUCAGCAACAGACAUGCUGAUGUAUUCACAUAUACGACACUCAUAGAUGCAUUGGGGAAGAAGGGAAGAAUUGAAGAGGCAACCGACCUUGUCAUGAAGAUGCUGAAGAAGGGUUUGCUUCCUACUCCAGUUACAUACAGGACAGUCAUACACCGUUAUUGUGAAAGGGGUCAGGUGGAAGAUUUGUUAAAGUUGUUGGAAAAGAUGCUUUUAAGGCAAAAGUUCAGAAUAGCAUACAAUCAAGUCAUUGAGAAGCUUUGUAAUUUUGGAAACUUAGAGGCAGCUGAAAAGCUUCUGGGUAAGGUUCUGAGAACAGCUUCUCGUAUUGAUGCCAAUACAUGCCAUGUCUUAAUGGAGAGUUAUUUGAGCAAGGGGAUCCCUCUGUCAGCAUACAAAGUUGCAUGCAAAAUGUUUCGGCGGAGUCUGAUUCCUGAUUUAAAACUGUGUGAGAGAGUGACCAAAGGACUUAUGUCAGAAGGCAAACUGGAGGAGGCAGAUAAGCUUAUGUUACUCUUUGUGGAACGUGGACACAUCGUGCCUCAGAGUUGAAAGCACUACUAAUCCUGUGAAGCAUCCUUCUACACUGAAAUGCAGUUGAUACCACCCAAUUAUUACCUUUCUUCUGAUGGGCUUGGAGUAUGAAAAGUAUUGAUGGUUGCAUGGAUGAUGAUGGUGAACUGUUUAUGUGCUGAUACUGAAAAACAUGGUGUUAUCCUUCUUUCUGAGCUUGUUCUUACUUUCUUAUAGAAGGAUGCCCGUUCAGACUAGAUGCAAGAUCAGAAGUACAGAAUGUGAGAUGUAGCCGGUGACUGUCAUGAUCGUAAUUUCCUGUUUCCGGCAGAGACAUGGAAGUAUGUUGGUUAACACUAUUGCAAUAGACUAGAGGAUAAUACCAACGGGAACUUCUGGUGAGCUUAUUUGUAAUUUGAAGGCUACUCAGGUUCAAGAAUGGGCAGGACAGGUGUAUUCUUUGCAUGUUGACGAGUCAUGCACUCGCAGAAGAUAGUCUUUUGCAUAAUUGAUGAUUCAAAAUCCCGACUCACAAUUUCCAGUGUCAGGUCUUCUCCAGUCAUUACAGCUAAGAAUACGACUGUCGGCAUUUUCCUCGCUUUUGCGAUGCAGACAAUCAGCAACUGGGUAUUUUUCAUGUCUUUGAUGAUUUUCUGCAGCAAAAGAAAAUCUUUACAAUUGCCUCUGUCUGGAUCUGGGGCUUGGACCAAUCACGGGAGAUGGGAUUUCUAUCUGUUUCUGCCUGAACUGUUAUGCAGAAGCGACUUCAGAUUGAUUCUUCACGAGUUUCAAGCUCAAUGUUUGGCACUCUUUUGCAAGACGGUGAUGAAUUGCGAAGACAGACUAUGCAGGACUUUUGUGGAGGUACAUGUAAUUUUCAGAAGCAACUGAUUAUUUUAUGCACUGAAGCAUACUGCUUUAGGGAAUUCAUUAUUAUCGUUUUAAACAAUAUGAUGUCAGUGGGAAUCGCGCAAAUAAAUGAGAGAUAGAGAGAUAUUAUAUUGGCUGAGAA